This is a messenger RNA of Orycteropus afer afer, 756 nucleotides long. NCBI's taxonomy places the organism in Eukaryota, Metazoa, Chordata, Mammalia, Tubulidentata, Orycteropodidae. The record is from RefSeq and is a predicted model, not a curated record.
AUGGAGACUUGUAUUGAACAAGACAGACUGGGUCAAGCAUUUGAAGAUGCUUUUGAGGUACUGAGGCAACAUUCAACAGGCAGUCUCCAGUACUCCUCAGAUUACAAAAGUUACCUGGCUUUCAUCAACCAUUGCCCUUACAUCAGAGGAAACUCCAGCUGCUAUGGAGUGUUGCCUACAGAAGAACCUGCCUGUAACUGGAGAGCUGUAAUUAACAAUGCUGCGGACUACUAUCUUGAAGGAAAUAUUCAUCCAUCUCUGCAGAAUAUCACUGAAAACCAGUUGGUACAACCUGCUGCUCUCCAGCAAAAGGGAGGAAAAGGCAGGAAGAAGCUCCGACUGUUUGAAUACCUUCACGAAUCUCUGUGUAACCCCGAGAUGGCGUCUUGUAUUCAGUGGGUAGAUAAAACCAAAGGCAUCUUUCAGUUUAUAUCAAAAAAUAAAGAAAGACUUGCAGAACUUUGGGGAAAAAGAAAAGGUAACCGGAAGACCAUGACUUACCAGAAAAUGGCCAGAGCACUGAGGAAUUACGCAAGAACUGGGGAAAUCAUCAAAAUCCGGAGAAAGCUAACUUACCAAUUCAGUGAGGCCAUUCUCCAAAGACUUUCUCCAUCUUAUUUCUUGGGGAAAGAGAUCUUCUACUCACAGUAUGUUCAACCUGAUCAAGAAUAUCUCAAUUUAAAUAAUUGGAAUGCAAGUUAUAAUCAUACAUAUGGCAAUUACCACGAGCUAAGUCACUCUGAUUGCCAAGUAUAG